Molecule: messenger RNA, 921 nt
Organism: Exophiala mesophila
Lineage: Eukaryota; Fungi; Ascomycota; Eurotiomycetes; Chaetothyriales; Herpotrichiellaceae
Exons: 1
Coding region: 1-921 (306 amino acids)
Source: RefSeq, a predicted model, not a curated record
AUGUCAUCCAACCAGCAAAUUCAAGGUGAGGCCUCGAACUCCAAUGCUGCACAGCCAAGCAGCGCAUCCGGAGUUGCGUCCUCCUCCACAGCGGCCUAUACGGUCUAUGAAGCGAGAACCAUGGAUCAGUUAUACAAUGAGGUUCGAAAUGACGAUGAAACCACUCGUAUCAUGGAUGUAAUGUCUUACCACUACCUCAAUAUGCACAAACAGGAAGGUUACGACGAGAUCUGUUGGAUCAACCUGGAAGGCAACCCUGAGGACGAGAUCGCAAAUGAGCCAUGCUUCGAAAUCGGCGACAUUGUGCGCCUUAAGUGUCAUGGGAGCCCAGAUGAUGAUGAUGAUGCUGAUGAUGAAGACGACGACAAUGGAAGCAUUUGGGAUGAUGUUUCAAAGCUGUCAUCCACUUGUUACAAGGUCAUCGAUUUGUCAUAUGAAGCGGACGAAUCAGGAGUUGAGAUCAAGGAUUCUUCCCCGGAGACGCCAUUGGCUUCUUCGUUCACUGCUAAGAUGUCUUCUUCACCCGUUGCGAAACCUGAGAACGACGACGACGACUGUAAGAAGUCAGAGGUGAAGGAGGAGAAGACUGAGAAGGGCAAGGAGGAUUUGAUGGACUCCGACGCCGACGCUAAAGAGGCAGAGAACGACAACGGACCUGACUCCAAGUCUCCUUUGGACACGGAUGAGAAGGAAAAGUGUUCCAAAGUGUGGUUGUAUUGUCUCGAGCCGUUCGGAGCUCAUCAAGAGUUCCUCACGGCAGACUUCUUCUGGGUUAGAGAGUAUCGGCUGGUUCUUGACGCCGAAGCGAUGGACGUCUGUGCUGACGACAACGAGGCCGUGGAGGACAACGGCGACUCUAUGGAGGGCGUUGUUGAGACCAACGACAAGGCUAAGGGACCCUGGUUCGGACUCUGGAAGUAG